GCGAGGGAUGAUUGGGGGAUGUGUGUAAAGGUGUCGUGUUUACUCUCUCAUCUCAUACAGGAUCAGUAUCUCCGCAUUAUGAAGUGGUUGGGUUGAAAGGUGAACCGCAUUGGGAGGUUGUUCAGUGAUGUGAUGUGUGUGGGUGCAAAAAAGGGGGAUGCUCCUAAAAAGCCAAUUUUCACGUAAAGUGUGUGUGUAUAAGAACAAUUCUGAUUAACAUGCUCAAUUUUAUGCUUUUUAUGCAAAUAAAUUUGCUUUAGUGAUUGCUCUCCCUUUUUUUCUGUGAGGAAGGAUUCCAUAUAGAAUAAAUAAUGUGGUGUGUGGGUGUGUUAUUAUUGCUUUUGCAAGCACAGCAGGAUGAGGGUGUUUUUCUCAUUUCACCAAGUGCAAUGUGAGUACGCGGGGGUGUGCGGAGGAAAUGUGUAAUAUCACCCUGAGACGUCGUUCAAUCAGAUGAUUCCGAGGAGGGCCCUGCAUCCCCUUUCGAGGAAAAAUCAUCGUGUUGAGAAUCCCAAGGGGCCGUCGUAUGACUGGGAUUCCCCUAGCUCAUCGACGGGCACAAUUAAGCGGAGACCCUCAUCGGCACCCCUUAGUACCCCACGGAGGUGCCUAAAUCGCCAAGAUGCUGAAAAUCCAAAUUGUCGUAGUACAUCAGCGCCGCAGGAAAUUGAGGGAGGAAAUUGCUUUGCUGAUGCGCGACGUAGUAGAAUUGAGGGCAGCCAGGAGAGGUGCAUCAAAUCAAAUUUGAGAUUUCCCCGUGUGACGUGGAAGCAGCAAGAGGAAAAAAUCAAUACGCGACCCCAAAAAACAUGUUUGCCACUGGGGCCACCCCCGAAGGUGACUCUGAACAAAUCUGAGAAGACGCCAAUUAGGGUGGCGAAGGCUGAACAACGCACAUCUACUUUCACAUUUCGGGAACUCUUUCGGGAUUUUCCGUCUACCCCAACCGCCACACCGCCACCGUAUCGUCAUCCACCCUCGGUGCUGGCUAAGCAAACAAAAAGUGAACUAAUUGAGUUACAACAAGGUGGCAAGCCCCCCAUCAAGAGGUACUCAUCGAGAAUUCAGAAUGAGUACAUAAUGCUUGGGCCCCGUGAAAGAGCCACCACCCCAACCGCCACCAUGUCGGGGAUCCCACAGACCAAGGGGCGACUCACACCCCAUAGGACAAUCCUCAAAAAUCUCCCUGUACGCCCGAGGAAGGGAACAGUGAAGCAUAUGGAGAACUAUUGCCUCUUUGACCCGAACGUUGAUUUCAUUAAUGAGAAACAACAAGCAUUGGGCGCAGUCAAGGGGAAUGAGAACACGCAGCCCGAGGGGAGUAGUAGUGAGUGCAACGAAGAAGUGAUUUAUGACCAAGAGACGGAGAAUACGGACAAUGGUGUCAAUCUAUCCCUACCAAAAUCAAUAUCGGGAUCCCUUGACUCCGGGGACAGCAUUGCUGGGCAAAUUGAUAAGCCACCACCAAUGUUGGCGCCACUCUCCUUCACUAAUCGCUUCAUGGCCACCAAAAGUAUCUAUGCACGUCCAUUCUCAUAUCACAGCGAUGGCGAUAGUGGCUUUCUCAGUCCUCUAACACCCGAAGAACCACGCUUCGAUGCACCCAUCACCCUACUCGAUCACUGCGACAACAUCCAGGGAUAUAUUGAGAUUUACACGGAUUGGGCCAACUACUACCUAGAACGUGCAAAAUCUAAAAGAAGAGUCGCAGAUUUAUCUGCCGACUGUAGGGAUGGUCUUCUCCUUGCGGAAGUUAUAGAGGCUGUCACAUCCUUCAAAGUACCUGAUAUUGUUAAGAAGCCCAAGACACAGCAACAAAUGCACGACAACGUGAAAGCGUGCCUGACCACACUCCGGUUGAACUGUGUCGGGGGAUUGGAUGCAAUAACGGCCACAGACAUUCAAAGUGGUCGUCUAAAGGCGGUGCUUUCGCUCUUCUUUGCCCUCAGUCGGUACAAGCAGGCAACAAAGCAGAAAGUCUCCAAUACGGGUGUUCUCGCUAAGCAGCAGCAGCAGCAACAACCGCAGCAACAGCAGCAACAUCAGCAACAAGUAGCACCACCACCACCAAUGACGAAUAGACAACUUCCUCUGUCGUAUGCCAAAGCUGGUCCGAAUGGUGGUACGGCCAUUCCUCUACCUGCCACGGUUCUUGUUACGAGGAGGUGUCCCCCGGACAAGGUGCGACCACUGCCACCAACUCCAGGCCAACAAGCUUCCGCUACCACAUUGUCUAAGCAGUCAGGUGCCAUUGCUGGCGAUGGGGGCUCACAGCAAUCCACAGCAUCCAACUCUCCGCUCCAUAAGGGAAACAAUAGUCUGCGUCAUUCGCAACCAAUGGUGAAAGCCCCACCGAGUCCCUACUCCAGUCAAAACUCCAUCCCCAAUGGGAGUAUUACGGGGAGUUUACCCACCGAGGGUGGCCAGAAGCAAUCCAUGUUGCACAAAUUUAAACUCUUCAACCGCGAAAAGUCCGACCGUACGAAGCAACAGACGUCGAAGCGCACCAGCUCCAGCAGUGGCUUCUCCUCGGCACGGAGUGAGAGGAGUGAUUCCAGUCUCAGUCUCAACGAUGGGCAGUAUCAGUGCAAUAAAGUGACUGGACCGGGUGGGAAGAAAGGCGACCAAAAGUCCCAGAAAGUGGGUAGCACGAAGCAGCCGGCAGUUGCAAAGGCGAACAACGCCAAUUCGGUGAAGACAAAAGGGGAGAAGGGGACGUCUGUUGCUGGUAGGAAGGAGUCCGACACUCACAUCCCGGCUGCACCGAAAGUACAAAAGAGCACAGCACCACUAAAGGCGGAGAGUGUCACAUCGGUGGGGAAGAGUAAGCACGCAAUGCAGAAGAUUGAAGUACGUUCCGAGAGUCGCAACAGUUUGUCGAGCAUUUCAAAAUCCAGUGUGAGCGUGAAUGCAAAUACGGGCAUUCCAAAACCCAUGGCAGCAAUUAAGGGUACAACAAAACCACCCGCUUCCGCUGCAAAGGCCGAAGAUGCAGAAGUGCAGAGCAAAUUGGACAUAUCCCCGGCGCCCGUCAAUAUCAACAAACAUCAUCAGGCAAAUGCAUACAUAUCAGCCUCAUCAGAGGUGGACCACAAAACACAAGUAGUUAAUCCAUUAGAGUGCGAGAAGGUGCCCAUCCAGCCGAGUGCAAUGCCCGCAAAUCAGCAUCCACCCAGCAUUGCUAUGACUGAUUCCACCCACUCCAGUUCCACACACAGCACCUCUACGGGUCUCCACUCAAAUUCCAGUGAAUCCAGUGUGAUAUAUCGCCCCAGUUCAGAGUCGGGAUCGGAUAUUUUUCAUUCACGUGCCUCCUUCAUACAGUCACCCCUGCGAACAGUUAUCCCCAAUCGCAAAGUCGACAAGCUUCCACCGCAUCCAGCGUAUCGUGGUGCAUCGGAACCCCUACGUGGUGAUCAAAAAUUCCACACGGUUCCUUCGAAGCAAUCCCUCGGGGAGGAGGAGAAACCCGUGGCUGUGGUACCCAUGAGACCACUCCUGCGUGGCUACAACAGUCACGUGACACUACCCACGAGAGGCUCAAGGAGCCAUCGGCAAUUCAUUGUGCAAGGACUCACGGAGGAGCUAACAAAUCAAGGCUACUGCAGCGAUAGCGAUGGCCUCAAGUCCCUCUCUAGCAAGUACAUGGAGAUUGAUAACGGAUACUUAUCGGAGGGUGGCUCCCCCGGAAAGCAUCUCAUGAGCGUUAUUCGACAGAGACAAAUGCUCCCAACGACAAUUGAAGAGAGAUCUCGAUGUGGUAGACAUGAAAAUGCAGAAAAUUUAGAGGGAAACCUGGAAAUGGAAAUGAACGGUACGAGUACCGGAAGUAAGGGACUGAGAAAUGGAAGAGAGAACUGGAAUAAAAUUCCGGAACCGAAUAAUGGAAUCUGCAAUGAGGCACAACUGAGUCCAACUGCAUCGCGAAAGGAGAAAUGCUCGCCGAGUCACUCUCGACGAAGCCAUUCGUCGUCCAAGGGCGGCUCCAGUCGCACAAAGGUUCCCCAGAGCUUUGGCUACAUCAAACGUACGAACGGUGCAGUGAUGGCGAACAAUAUUGUCCAGGAUGGGCAUCAGCAGAUGCUCAUGGGGCAACAGGGUGUCAAUAGGACGGCACAUGUCUCGGCAGUUCCUCGUACUGGAAAAAUCAAAGUUUCCGGAGGAACACAAACCUGCUCAACGGAUUUGCAAUCAAAAGUUCAUCCAAAUUCUCAGCAUAGAAGUUUCUCUCUCACCGGCCCAGGUGCAGCACAAUUGAGUCAAUCGAUUCGUGAGAGACUUUCAACGGGAUCCCAUAGUUUGCCAAAACCUGGAACGGAUUUGCAAUUCUUCCAUCAUCGUAUGUCAAAUCGUGCCUCGGCAAAAUUGAAUGAUGGUAGCCUCUCGGAUACACAGACGUAUGCCGAAGUUAAGCCAGACUACGGCACCUACGCCAUGUGGCUGAAGCACAGCAAUACAGCCGUGAGUCGUCUAUCGGAAGGGGAUUCCCUCGAGAGUCUCCAGAUAAACCAAAUGGCCGGUGUAAGAAAUCACAAGCUACAGCUGCAGAGGGAUCCAUUCGCCAACAGUUCCAGACUGAAUCGGAGCAAUAGCAUAAGCUAUCUAAGAGAAAGGACAUAUCCAAGGUCAACCAAAUCGGAAAAGAUGUACCCGUCUCUACUGAGUCGCGGUGUCGAUAUGGAAAUUGAGCCGUACUAUUGCCUACCCGUUGGGACGCAGAUGCAACUGGCAUCUGGGAGUGUACCGUGGAGCCAGCCGACGUCGCCCACACCGCCGAAUCGCAGUUUCACGGGUCCACUGUCACCCACACACAACAUUGGGCAACGAUUGCCGUAUCAGAAGAAAAAUGAUGAAGUUCAUGGGAGUGCAGCGUCCCUUCUAUCUGGGGGCUCUUCACUCUAUGGCACAGGAUCGGAUGAUCGGCAGGGCCAGGUUCACGAAGUGCGUCGCCUUAAGCGGGAACUUCUUGAGGCUCGCGAGCAAGUUAUGAGUCUCUCAAGUCAACUGUCCACAAAUGCUCAUGUGGUGUCAGCCUUUGAGCAGAGUCUCUCAAAUAUGACGCAACGCUUCAAUCAAUUGAGCGCCAGUGCCGAGAGGAAGGAUAGCGAAUUGACGGAUCUUCGGCAGACAAUUGAGCUGCUGCGGAAACAAUCAAUUCAAGCGGGUCUCACAUCCGCCCAUAUGCAGAGUAUGGGGGUGCAGGCAAAUUGUCAACCAGUCAAGUCCGAAAAGUCCAUCAGCAGCACCACAUCCACUGGCACCGAUAUGCAGAGGCAUCAUAGUUCGGAUUCAAUGUGUUCCCUCAAUUCCAUCAGUUCCGGCUGUUCGACGCAGGAUAAGAAGAAAAAGAAGGGCUGGCUGAGGAGUUCCUUUACCAAAGCAUUUUCACGCAAUGCCAAAAUCUCAAAGACCAACCGUCAGGUGAAUAAUAAUGUUCCUGCCGCUGUGGCUGAAAUGGGUCUCCCACCACCAUCACCCAAUACGAGUGUUCAGGAGAAGGUGAGUAGUACCCCUCCGUCACCCAUAAAGAGCCCCGUGAAGCAACCCGUGACUGUGAUUGAGAAUGCAAAGCCCAUUGAUGCAAUUGUGGAAUUCGAUGGGAGUCACAUUGUGGAGGAUUUGAAGAAGCAACUCCGCGAGAAGGAUCUCGUACUCACGGACAUACGGCUCGAAGCACUGAGUUCAGCGUCACAGCUGGAGAGUCUCAAGGAUACUGUGAUGAAGAUGCGGGCAGAAAUGAUAAAUUUAAAGCAAAACAAUGAGAGACUUCAGAAGCUCGUAACUAGUCGCUCACUUGCGGGAAGUUCCGGGAGUUUGGGUGCUCCACUGAGCCCCAAUGGGAGCUUGAGUGAACCACGACGAUAUAGUUUAGUGGAUAAUGUAUCACGACCCCCAAUGGAAUUACCAAAUAGCUUUGAGGAGACCGAAGAAGAAAAUAUCCCACCAGCCCCAGCACCAGAUCCACCCCAAUCGAUGAGUCCAACAUCCCAUAUUGAUUUAACUCCACCACCCCAAGUGGAGAGUGUGCCUCCGGAAGCCCUAAAUACAGGUGCCGUUGUGGAUGACAUUGAUCAUCUCGAUGGGAAGAAGAUUUCCAUUGCGGUGUACCUGGGGCAACCGGAUUCAUUUCAAAAGUACUCCGAGGAGAUUAUGGACUGUGACUACUACUACGCCAAUCUACCCCCAACGGAUAGCCUGAGUGCCAAUGGUGGGGAGAAUGGAGAUAAUGCGAAUUUCAAUGAAUUCACAAUCGCCUUCACGUAUAUUUCCGGCAAAACCACAUGGCAGAAUCUCGACUACAUCGUCCGGAAGACAUUUAAGGAUUAUCUGUCAAAAAUCGAUCCUGGCACGAGUUUAGGGCUCAACACAGACUCCAUCACAUCCUACCACCUGGGGGAGGCGAAAAGAGGCCCCGAAAUGGGCUUCCCGGAACUCCUACCCUGUGGCUAUAUAAUUGGCAACGUGCGCACUCUCUACAUCUGCCUUCAGGGUGUUGGAAGUUUAGCAUUUGAUAGUCUCAUACCCCGUAGUAUUGUUCAUCGCUACAUCAGCCUCCUCACGGAGCAUCGGCGCCUAAUUCUAUGCGGACCCAGUGGCACGGGUAAAUCCUAUUUGGCGCGCAAACUAGCAGAAUUCCUCGUGGCACGCUCAGGCAGGGGUAAUCCAACUGAGGCAAUUGCCACAUUCAAUGUAGACCACAAAUCCUCGAAGGAGCUGCAGCAGUACUUGGUGCAUGUGGCCGAACAGGCGUCCAUGGUGAAUUGUGUGUCGGAAUUGCCAUCGGUGAUAAUUCUCGAUAAUUUGCAUCAUGCAUCAGCACUGGGUGAUGUGUUCUCGUGCCUUCUGAGUGCGGGACCAGCGUCAAAGCUACCCUGCAUCAUUGGGACCAUGUCGCAAGCUACGUGCAAUACGACAAAUCUCCAGCUACAUCACAACUUCCGAUGGGUGCUAACGGCCAAUCACAUGGAACCUGUGAAGGGCUUCCUGGCCCGCUUUCUGCGACGGAAGCUCUUUGUGAUGGAACUCACAUCGCAUGCCCCGCAGUCGCAGCUAUCUAGUGUCCUUGCGUGGCUACCGACGGUGUGGCAGCACAUCAAUCGCUUCCUCGAGACGCACAAUUCGAGUGAUGUCACCAUUGGGCCGCGUCUCUUUCUCACGUGCCCACUGGACAUGAAUGAUUCCCAAGUGUGGUUCACGGAUGUGUGGAACUACCAUUUGGCACCAUAUCUAGUCAAUGCUGUGCGCGAAGGUGUACAGCUCUAUGGGCGCCGCGGUGGUGUCUGGGUUGAUCCGUCAACCUACAUCCGUGACACGUAUCCCUGGCCAGUGGGACCAACCACAGUUCCGUCUCUGCGGCAAAUUAAUGCAGAGGAUGUGGGACUUGAGGCGGGACCAACGGGCAGUAGUGAACAACAGGAUCCACUGCUUAACAUGCUAAUGAGGCUUCAAGAGGCUGCCAACUACACAAAUAACCAGGAUCAAGAAUCGGAUUGUGCUAGUCUCGACUCGAAUAUAACGCAAGAUAGUUUUGCGGGAGGCGAUUAAAUAAACUAAAAAAAAGUCACUGAUUUUAGAAUCUUUUUUUUUUCAUUCUUUAAUAAUUUUACAAAGUUCUAAUAUCUUCCCAAAAAAAAUGUAUUUUUUUUUUAUUUUCUGUGUUGUUAUUUGAAAAAAAUAUAAAAUGAUUUAUUCGAAAAGAUGAAAAAAAAAUGUAAUUUCUUAGGCAAUUUUUAUAGAUGAAUAAUUUUAUUUUAUUUCAAAUUAACCAAAAAAUAUGAAGGAGCUUCUCGAGUUUUGAGGUAAAAUGAAAGUUCUAACGUCCAUGAGUGGUUUUUUAUACAAAAUAGUUUUUUAUCCUUUUUCUCUCACUUUUAAACAAAACAAAAAAUAUCCUAGAGUUUGAUUUUUCACUUGAGUUACAUUGCUAGAUGAUGAAGAAUGAAAAGAAUAUCACUCAAAUACAUAACAUUUAUACCAUUUUGACUCAUUGCAUCAUUGUACUUCCAUUAAAAUUUAAUAAAAAAAAACUUUACCACUAAAUAAUAGUAUUUACAUCAAAUUUAAAUUUAUAAAAAAAUGAAUACUGUGGAAGAAUCAUUACUUAAGAUUUACAACUCAUCAAAAAAAAAUAGCUACAAUUAUAUCUAUAUAUACCUACUAAAAAAGAAAACAAGAAUAAAACAAUAAUAAACUUAAUAACAAAAUAAAAUAAAGAUGGAAACGAAUUCGCAUAAAUUUUAUACUUUCAUAAAACAGUGCUUGGAAUGAGAUGAUAAAAAGAAAAUAAAAUAAAAUAACUUAUACUCUUCAUAAAUGAAUAAAAAGUGUAUAUAAUGAGGACAACAUAAUUUUGUUUCAAUAAUUUAAUGAAAACAAAAAAUAUAACAUUUCCAGCAUA
This is a messenger RNA of Lutzomyia longipalpis, 8398 nucleotides long. RefSeq names its product protein sickie (gene sick). Lineage: Eukaryota; Metazoa; Arthropoda; Insecta; Diptera; Psychodidae. Gene Ontology annotation, molecular function: protein binding; ATP hydrolysis activity; ATP binding. Bases 454 to 7545 code for a protein of 2363 amino acids. The record is from RefSeq and is a predicted model, not a curated record. Gene Ontology annotation, biological process: neurogenesis; nervous system development. The transcript is spliced from 15 exons.